AUGUCUAACGUUUGUGAAGAUUUGGAGUCUGGCAUAUCUCCAAUCAAGUGCUUGGCUGAUUUUUAUGCAUCUAAUGAGCAUGUAAACCCAUGCGUGGGUCGACAACGCGACGACCUCGGAACCUUCGAGUCUGGGGACGACCUCAGGAACUUCAGGUUUGGGGACGACCUCAGGACCUUCGAGUCUGGCGACGACCUCAAGACCUUUGGGUCUGGCGACGACCUCAGGACCUUCGGGUCCAGCGACGACCUCAAGACCUUCGGGUCUGGGGACGACCUCAGGACCUUCGGGUCUGGGGACCUAAGGACCUUCGGUGGCGAUGACCUGAGUAUUUGGGUCUGGCGACGAUCACAGGACCUUCGGUGGCGACGACCCCAGGACCUUCGAGUCUGGCGACGACCUCAAGACCUUCGGGUCUAG
Striga asiatica is the source of this 420-nucleotide messenger RNA. Lineage: Eukaryota; Viridiplantae; Streptophyta; Magnoliopsida; Lamiales; Orobanchaceae. The record is from the annotation of a GenBank genome assembly.